This is a messenger RNA of Ochotona princeps (American pika), 1220 nucleotides long. RefSeq names its product metallothionein-4. The transcript is spliced from 3 exons. The record is from RefSeq and is a predicted model, not a curated record. The coding region runs from base 774 to 1061 and encodes 95 amino acids. NCBI's taxonomy places the organism in Eukaryota, Metazoa, Chordata, Mammalia, Lagomorpha, Ochotonidae. Gene Ontology annotation, molecular function: metal ion binding.
ACACAAAGAAUCACCUAGCACAAAAAGUAGCAAACAUUGUGAAAAAUGUACCAACCCAGAGAGGGAGCUCAUACACAGUUUCCUGGAGGAAGUGUCAACAGCAACAGAAGCUCCAGGCUUCCUAUGGCAGGAGUGGGAGUAAAGAUGGCAGCUUUGGGUGGGGAGCACUGUGAGGGUGGGCCUGAAGUUACAUCACAGAAGACUUUGCUAAGGCUGAGUAGCAAUCCACUGCCUACAUCAGAGCAUGGGGUUAGGAUGGAGACUGGGGGUGACUGUCUCCCAAGUCUUCUCCUCAUGUGGUGUAGAAAUGGGUGCACACCCCUGAUUUUCUAACUUCUCAUCUUGGGCAAAAGAUGGGGAGGUUCUUGGUAGUAGAAGCCCAUGGUAAGGGCUUUUGCCAUCUGCCAGGGGAGAGGGGAAGAGGGCCUGACCCCAGGCAGGUGCAAGCCCUAUGCAGGAGGAGGAUGCAGAAACGGCAGAUGAGUAGGAUGCCAUUUACCUGGAGACUGACUGGAUGCAGCUGCCCAUCUGAGCAUAGUGAAUGGCAUUUGAGCCUGAAUCUGGCUCUCUGGCACCUGGGCAGGUGGGGCGAUGGGAUGGAAGCAGCCACCUGUGCCCUUUGUGAAAAGCACCCCAAUGACUGUAUGGCUUGGCCUCUCCUCUGCCCUCUUUCUGCCUGCUCUCCCCAACCCCCAGCCUGCGGCGUCUGGCUGGGCCGUGUGCAGGGCGUCUGGCCCCAGGGAGAGGUGGGGUGAGCUGCGGUUCACACCUACAUGGCUAUAAAUAGGGAGCCUCCAGCGGCUGCUGCUCAGCCUCCCUGCCCCAGCCAAGACAGCACCAGAGCCCCUUGCUCACUUCCUUGCACUUGGACCAUGGACCCUGGAGAAUGCACCUGCAUGUCUGGAGGAAUCUGCAUCUGUGGAGACAACUGCAAAUGCACAACUUGUAGCUGUAAAACAUGUCGGAAAAGCUGCUGUCCCUGCUGCCCGCCAGGCUGUGCCAAGUGUGCCCGAGGAUGCAUCUGCAAAGGGGGCUCAGACAAGUGCAGCUGCUGUGCCUGAGAUGCCUCCACUGUGCUGGGAGAGAGGCCUGCAAACCAUCUGUACAGUGCAAAAGUUGAAAAUUGGAGCGAUUGUACCAUAGGUUGUACUUUUUAUAUAUUUGCCCCAAAGUGGUGUUGGUGACAGUCAUAUAAAGUGUUUGCCACAAUAAAGUUUUCA